Alosa alosa (allis shad) is the source of this 3745-nucleotide messenger RNA. It is a transcript of the gene cdh15, whose product is annotated as cadherin 15, type 1, M-cadherin (myotubule). Gene Ontology annotation, cellular component: plasma membrane; adherens junction; catenin complex. Gene Ontology annotation, molecular function: calcium ion binding; cadherin binding. NCBI's taxonomy places the organism in Eukaryota, Metazoa, Chordata, Actinopteri, Clupeiformes, Clupeidae. The transcript has 14 exons. Gene Ontology annotation, biological process: adherens junction organization; cell morphogenesis; homophilic cell-cell adhesion. The record is from RefSeq and is a predicted model, not a curated record. Bases 215 to 2614 code for a protein of 799 amino acids.
GCCAGGGGAGAGAGACACGGAAGGGCUCAGGGGUUUGAGACAUUUGGCUUUGGUGCACCGUCCCAUCAGGAGGCUCUGUGGACGUUCUCUCCCCCCUUUUGGACGGCUCAGCUCUCCUGCAGCAGCAGUCCUCACUACACCACUACCGGUGGCACAGCGCUGGGAGCCCUGAAGGACACACACGCACGCACGCACGCACCGGUCAGAGCAGACGAUGGAGCUCAGGCGACUGGCGGGACGGUUCUUAUUCCUUUUCACUCUGUGUCAGGUCUGGCCAAGCUCCCAGACGCAACAGCAUGGGCUGGAACCAGCCGUCCUGUAUCCGUGGCGACAGGCCAGAGGGGGGCUGGCCAGGAUGAAGCGGGACUGGAUCAUCCCACCCAUCCGUGUGCUGGAGAACGGCAAGCAGGUCCCAGAGCCACUCGUACAGAUCAAAUCAGACAAGGUUUCCACGGGUCAGGUGAUCUACAGGCUGGAAGGGCCAGGGGUCAAUCAGGAGCCCAAGGACCUUUUCGAAAUAGAUGAGAAAACAGGAUGGAUCAACACCAAGAUGCCCCUGGACAGAGAAAAAUACAGCAGUUUCACGCUGAAAGCCUUUGCCUUGUCGCCGAGUGGGGAAAGGCUAGAGAGUCCAACCACUAUUGAAAUCUAUGUGCUGGAUCAAAAUGACAACAGGCCAAACUUCACCAAGCCUCAGUUCGAGGGCAGUAUUCGUGAGUUUGCUCUACCAGGUACCUCGGUGAUGCGUGUAAUAGCUGAAGAUAAAGAUGACCCCAUGACAGACAAUGCCAUCUUGAGUUACUCCAUCCUCAAACAAGAGAGCUUUCCUCCUAACAAAGCAGAGAAGAACAUGUUUGGCAUCCGAGAAACAACGGGGGAAAUUUACACUCUCGAGGGCAUAGACAGAGAGGAAAUCCAGGCCAUCAGCCUGACUCUUCAGGUGGCUGACAUGUCAGGGAUGGGUCUGACCAGCACUGGCCACGCCAUCAUCAACAUCACUGACAUCAACAACCAUGGUCCAAAGUUCCUCCCUGACAAGUACAAGUUCUAUGCUGUGGAGAAUGCCCUGACUGAAGCAAUAGGAAAGGUCAAUGCCACUGAUGGUGAUGAGCAGGGUGGAAAGAACUGGGAAGUUCAGUAUCACAUUUCAGAGGGGGAUCCCAACUCACACUUUUCCAUCAUAACAGAUCCUGUCACCAACCAAGGCAUUUUGUCAGUCAUAAAGCCACUGGACUUUGAGUCCAGUCCUGAGCAUGAGUUGGUCCUAACUGUGUCCAACUUGGUGCCACUGGAGGGCAUGUCCCUCGAUUCCCCCAUCACCACAGCUACAGUCACCGUUGUGGUUUUGAAUGAGAACGAAGCGCCCCGCUUCUAUGUAGACCCAAUCCCUGUAAAAGUUCCUGAGUCAAUUGUGCCUGGAACAGUUAUUGCCCAAAACAUCGCCCACGACCCCGACACUACCAGACUCAGGUUCGAGAUCAGCCAUGACCCAGAGAGGUGGCUUGCCAUUAACCAUGACACUGGAGUAGUCACGGCUAGACAAGCCUUCAACAUCCGCUCGCGACACGUCAAGGACAACAUUUACCGUGCCAGGAUUAAAGUAUCUGAUGCUGAUACCGAUGGGAUCUCGACCACAGGCACUCUGGAGAUUUCCCUCAUUGAGACGAAUGACCACAGCCCUCAGCUCUUCCCACUGAGUGCCACCAUGUGCAGCAACAGACAAACUAAAGGUGUCCUGCUGACAGCCACUGAUGAGGACAUGCCACCACACUCUGCGCCUUUCACGUUCACCAUGCUCUCUGAAGCCAACUGGACUGUAAUGAAUAUCAACGAGACCCAUGCAAUCCUGGAGCAUCUGGUAGACGUUGAAUCCGGGGAAUUCUCCGUCUAUGUGACCGUGUCCGACUCGGGCGCACCCCAACUCACCUCCGUCAACCAGAUCAAUGUCACCGUAUGCCCAUGUGACGCAGAUGGGGAAUGCAAGGCCAUCUUUGACGCCAUCUUUGCCAACCGAGUGGGCCUCAGUUUCAUCGCCCUGAUUGUCAUCAUGAGUUGUCUCGCUCUCUUAUUCUUGUUGCUGUUGCUCACGGUGGCUGUGGGAGCCUGCAAGAGACACCAUAUGAAGAAAGGAGGCGGGCUGCUGAUCGGAGUGUCGGAUGACGACAUCCGUGACAAUGUCUUCAACUACGAUGAGCAGGGCGGAGGAGAGGAGGAUGAGAAUGUGUUCAACAUUGACCUGCUGCGGAAUCCCAGUGAUAUCGUCCCUUCCCCAUCGCCCUUCGCUCCCCCGGUCUCCGGCUUCCCAAGAGGCAGACAGCCACUCAGGAAAGACGCUCCACACAACCUCCCCUCGCCUACUUACCCGCGCAGACCCCCUGCUGAUCCCACCGACAUCGAAGACUUCAUCAAUGAUGGUCUGGAGGCUGCUGACAAUGACCCCAACGUGCCCCCCUACGACACGGCGCUCAUCUACGACUACGAGGGGGACGGCUCUCUGGCGGGCAGCCUGAGCACCCUGGCCUCGGCCAGCUCGGACGGAGACCAGGAUUAUGACUACCUCAACGACUGGGGCCCACGCUUCAAAAAACUAGCAAACAUGUACGACCCACGUUAAUGUGCCCCUACCCACCAUGUCCAACCUAGAAUUUUCAGCACUGACAUGCACCGCGCAUAGAAUAAUGUUUGAGACUAAACAUACACACACUUAAGAGCAGACACACCCAUGGGCCUCUUCUUCAUUACCUUCUGUCCUUUCCCGGAAUUUUAAAAAGUGGUGCUUGCGCUUGUAUGGUAACAGACAGUGCUGUCAGGUCAGACACAAUACACACACAAUACACACAGUGCUACCUUGUUCUCUUAAUUUCUAUAGUUCCAAUUCUUUUUUGGUGCAUAUAAAGACAGUCGGCCCAAACGCGGCUUCAUAUCAUGGUCUUGCCUAGUGGAAGCCAACAGAUAAAAAGAAUGUCUGGUGGUACUUAUGUUAGACAGAGAGAAAGGCUAGAUGGAACUGAAGGGAUUUUAGGUUGUCUUAUCCGUUUGCCGUUUGACAUCUGAGAAUAAAAAACAUUUUAUGUCAGCUAUACUGAGAAUUAGAAAUGGUAUUGGGAAUGUUUGUAUUUCAAGACUGUAUCUGGUAGUAAGGCAAGUAAUAUCCACAGAUCAAUGAAUGUAGAUAUGAGAAUACAUGAGAUGUGGUCCGCAGACCUCCAGAAAAUGGGAGUUGGAAUGGCCUCUGGUACGUUGGAGUUUCCUGUGUACGAGUGAACAAGGCAUGAACAAGACUUUUUUUGAACAAGAAUUUUUUUUGGUACAUUACUACCUUUUUAUAUGAUAUGUAAAUAGAAUGUUAUACUUGAUGAUACUAUAAUGAUACUUUGUUUUAUAUAUUUUUCUGUUUAAUGUUAUAGUGAAAGAGUGAUACAUGUUUUGACAAACUGUUCAAGAACUGAAGUAACACUUUCACAUGCAAAAAUAUUUUGAUGUCUUUUUAAGCAACGGUGUUUCAGUGUGCUUAAUUUAGCCCUAUUCAGCAUUAAAUAUAAUACAUGUAUUCUCAGUAAAAUCAUAUGGAUGUAUAACUUUUUCUUUUUAUACUUUUAAAUUCUGCAAUCAUCAAAAAAGAGAAAAAAAAGUAUGAUGUAUUGUCUUUGUGUGUAUGUUUUGUAUUGUGCUAUUUAUUUCAUUCAUGAGGUUAAAAUGGUGAACGUUACCUUGUACCAGUCAAUUUUGUGUUUAAUAAACCAGA